CUUGAAGAGCUUUAAUGACGUCAAGAAGAUCCUUCUCAAGAUGAAUAUGGUUGUACUUGUGUUGGUGGGCCUCUUCAUUAGACUAUGCCUUAUCAUUUAUGGAGAAUGGCAGGAUAGAACCAUGACAGUGAAGUUUACUGACAUAGAUUACUUUGUAUUCAAUGAUGCUGCUUCUUACAUUACUCAGGGCAAGUCACCUUACCUGCGGGCUACCUAUAGAUACACUCCACUUCUCGCCUGGAUGUUACAGCCAAACAUCUGGUAUUCAUCUGUGUUUGGGAAGCUGUUGUUUAUCAUACUGGACGUUUACACCGGACAUCUCAUAUAUAGCAUCGUAAUCUCAUCCAAAAAUAUCACGCCAAAGACCGCAAAAUUAUGUGCUGCAUUUUGGUUAUUUAAUCCACUUUCAAUGACAGUGUCCAGUCGGGGAAAUGCAGAGUCGAUUAUGACGUGUCUAGUGCUUUUAUGUCUAAAAUUACUGCUUGAGCGUAAAGUUUUAUCAUCAGCCAUUGUUUAUUCUUUGGCAGUUCAUUUUAAAAUUUAUCCAGUAACUUAUGCUAUACCUAUCUACCUGUUUCUGAAUGACAGCAUGGUGGAAAAAGGGAAACAUUCUCUAUGGAAAACUUCCUAUAGUAUGAUCAAGCCAACUCAACAAAGGGUAGGGUUUGUGAUGGCAGCUGGGAUCACCUUAGCCAUGUUGACAGGUGUCUUUUAUUACAUGUAUGGCUGGGAGUUUUUACACCAUACCUACCUGUACCAUGUGACCAGGAAGGAUAUACGACACAACUUUUCUGUGUAUUUUUACAUGUUAUAUCAACAAUCCGGGGCAGAUAAAUCUGUUGUCAUAAGUCUAGUCUCAUUCAUACCUCAAGUACUUUUAUUGUUGGUGUUUUCUGUCAAAUUCUACGCAACUCCUGAGCUUGUUUUCUUCCUAAAUACCUUUGCGUUUGUUACUUUUAAUAAAGUCUGUACAUCACAGUAUUUUUUGUGGUAUCUCUGCUUACUGCCCUUGUUGUUCCCAUACCUGACAAAGAUAUCAUUGAGGAAAGCUGCUGUUCUUGUUAUUCUCUGGUUUACUGGACAGGGUAUUUGGCUGCUACCAGCUUACUAUCUGGAAUUCCAGGGCUACAACACAUUUCUCUACAUCUGGUUGGCCGGGCUCGUGUUCUUUGUAAUCAACUGCUAUAUCAUAUAUGAGAUUAUGGACAACUAUUCCAGCAAGCCUUAUGUGUUCAGGAAAUCGGCCCUCUCAGUUGGAAAUGGACAUACAGUUGAUAAGAAAUCUAAAGGGAAGAAAACAUCUGACGAGGUUUACAAGAGUACGUCCAACGAGAACUUCGCAAGGAAUACAAGAUCUCAAACGAAACGAAGGGUUAAGAAUUAAAGCUGAUGUGGUAUGUCUUCAAAAUAAUUGAUGGAGAAAUACGCAUGUCCAGGAUAAAGUUGAAUUGUUUCACAGUGUUCUUAUCAGUAUUAUAUUAUAUUUUUAAAGAGUAUAAAGCUAUAUAUCAGUU
Ruditapes philippinarum (Manila clam) is the source of this 1514-nucleotide messenger RNA. RefSeq names its product GPI mannosyltransferase 1-like. Gene Ontology annotation, cellular component: glycosylphosphatidylinositol-mannosyltransferase I complex; membrane. The coding region runs from base 41 to 1384 and encodes 447 amino acids. Gene Ontology annotation, biological process: GPI anchor biosynthetic process. Gene Ontology annotation, molecular function: alpha-1,4-mannosyltransferase activity; GPI mannosyltransferase activity. NCBI's taxonomy places the organism in Eukaryota, Metazoa, Mollusca, Bivalvia, Venerida, Veneridae. The transcript has 6 exons. The record is from RefSeq and is a predicted model, not a curated record.